GCCAUUUUCGAUAGUCACUUGUUCUCAGCGUUGUGAAUUAAUGGUGACUCGAAAUCAGCGUCAACAAACCGAAUAAUCAUGAAAUUAGUCAGAUUUUUAAUGAAGUUGAGUCACGAGACGGUGACAAUUGAGCUGAAAAAUGGAACCCAGGUCCAUGGCACCAUCACAGGCGUUGACGUCGCGAUGAACACGCACUUGAAGGCCGUAAAAAUGACAAUGAAAAAUAGAGAUCCAGUUCAACUUGAGACCUUAAGCAUCCGCGGCAACAACAUCCGUUACUACAUUUUGCCAGACUCGCUUCCGCUUGAAACUUUGCUAAUCGACGACACACCAAAAGCAAAAGCCAAGAAGAAGGAUGCUGCCAGAGGUGCAAGCAGAGGCCGUGGUCGUGGAAGAGGAACUCGAGGCAGGGGCAGAGGAAGAGGCAGGGGUCGCCGUUAACCCAACACUUUUUGACUUUCUGCUAUGUGUUUUAUUGUGUCAUUUCACACACACGUUGAGGACAUUUUUCAAACUGAAGUUGAAAACUCCGGACCUGUUCGAACACUAUCCAUUUUUGUUUUAUUUUUAAAAUCUGCAAAGAAGAUUCAGCAACCAUAAUUACUUGUAAUAAUAAGCUCAUAGAAUUUAGGAAAAA
Messenger RNA from Neocloeon triangulifer, 637 nucleotides. RefSeq names its product probable small nuclear ribonucleoprotein Sm D1 (gene SmD1). Gene Ontology annotation, molecular function: RNA binding. Gene Ontology annotation, biological process: spliceosomal snRNP assembly; RNA processing. Gene Ontology annotation, cellular component: spliceosomal tri-snRNP complex; pICln-Sm protein complex; U4 snRNP. Bases 79 to 441 code for a protein of 120 amino acids. The transcript is spliced from 3 exons. The record is from RefSeq and is a predicted model, not a curated record. Lineage: Eukaryota; Metazoa; Arthropoda; Insecta; Ephemeroptera; Baetidae.